This is a messenger RNA of Ochlerotatus camptorhynchus, 1116 nucleotides long. RefSeq lists its product as uncharacterized. NCBI's taxonomy places the organism in Eukaryota, Metazoa, Arthropoda, Insecta, Diptera, Culicidae. Bases 79 to 1116 code for a protein of 345 amino acids. Gene Ontology annotation, molecular function: zinc ion binding. The transcript has 4 exons. The record is from RefSeq and is a predicted model, not a curated record.
AAAGGAUUCGUGCUGCAGAGCUCCCACCCAGCAGACCGUCCUCAUGAAGUGCAGCUGAAGCUUUCUGGAGAUAAUCAAAUGUGGGAUCUUACCUGCUCGUGCAAAGCAGGUACAAGGAGAUGUAAGCACAUCAUUGCUUGUUUAUUGCAGAUCAGCCAGUUCAAGGGCUUGGAGUAUAUGUCGUGCACUGAUUCUACUCAAGUGUGGGGACACGCAAAGGCCGAAAAAACUAGUCUUUGGGGAGCAAGACUUGUAACCAGCAUGUGUUGUGUAAGACAACCAAAGAAAAUCAUCUGUUCGGAUAGUUCCCUCAAAGAAACCCUUCUAUCUGAUGCUUUCGAAAAACUUGUAACAGCUUCACCCGGGUCCGCAAUCAGCAAGCACAUUGAUGGGCGCCACUCAAAUCCUGUUGAAUUUCGAUCGGGCAUUAGUUCAUGUGGACAUGUGGUGCCAGCUCAGGUGUUCUGCACCAACGAUGAACUUAAAGCUAUGCUAUUUGACGAUUCGAAUGCCGUAGUAGUAAAUGCUAAGCAGCAGUUGUCGCCACAAAACGAAAAAUUUUAUGCAGAGAUUGUCCAAGUCUCUCAGGAAUCUAUACUGAAAAUUGCUCAGGAGACUUGUGCCCAAGACAAUAAAGAAUGGAAAUUCCAGCGCUCCAUCCGGAUUACGGCAAGCUCAUGUUAUGCUCUAUAUACGUACGCAAGUAACAAAAAGGCCGAUUGGGAAAAAAAAAUCACUCAGUUUUUAAAUCCCAAAUGUUUCGAAACCAAAAGUAUGCGUUAUGGGAAGGUAACAGAAGACAAAGCUUUUUCGUGUUAUACAAGAUACAGGAACCCGAACGUAAAAAGAACUGGCUUGCUGGUCAGUCACUGUGAACCAUGGAUUGGUGGAAGUCCCGAUGGAGUGGAUCCACUGUCUCACAUUUUACUAGAAAUAAAAUGCCCUGCUUCCGGAGAGGAACACGAUAUACUAUGGAUUUUAAAGAACUGUUCUGUCACGAAACGGUAUUUGAAGGUAGAUGAAGGAGCAGGGUAUAAAAAGUAUUAUUUAAAUAAGAAACAUGCAUACUAUGCUCAAAUCCAAUCGCUGAGGUUGACUUCGAUCAAGAAUAUGUAG